UGAAAAUAAUGUAUUUGAGAAACAUAGUUUGUAAAAUUGCACACUCUUGCGUUAUACAAUCAUGUGUUGAAGUAUUAUAUUUAAAAGACUUGGGUUUGAAAUUCGUUUGACGUAUUUAUGUAGACUGUCAUAUAUCCAAACAUAACUGCAUGCACAAUAGUAUACAGAGUUCUGAACAACGCAGGUGUGCAUAAUUACCAGAUAUUUCGUAUCCAGAAAGGUAAUACACACAAGCCACGUUGGAUUGUUUUUGGAAGCUUUAUAUAGUAGUGAUUAGGUUCUAUAGACGCAGAAUCAAGAAAAGCAAGGAAUUCAUACACAACCUAACCAAGAUGCCAACACAGCUUUCUGCAGAUGCAGAGGUUCCAGAAAUCAGAGUGAAAACUGCCUAUAAUGAGAAAGUGAUGAUUACAUACGUCGAUCCACAUGUCACUGUGGAGCAGUUGUGUCAAGAAAUGAGGGAUAUUUGCUGUUUUCCUCCAGAUCAAGUUUUCACCAUGAAAUGGGUAGAUGAGGAAGGUGAUCCAUGUACAAUCUCGACUCAGAUGGAACUGGACGAGGCCAUUCGUCUGUAUGAGGUCAACAGGGAUUCGGAACUCACCAUACACGAAUAUCGCCGAAGAGCUUCGCGUUUUUGGUACGAGAAGGAACUUCACACUUCACACACUUCAGUAUCGCCGACGCUGUUGAAGAAGAAAGUUGUUGGAAAAGGUGAAAAAUACGAGAACAGUGCACACAGCUAAGGGCAGAGGAGAGAGGGUCUCCAACUAGCAGGUUUGUGAGUGA
Zootermopsis nevadensis is the source of this 786-nucleotide messenger RNA. The record is from RefSeq and is a predicted model, not a curated record. NCBI's taxonomy places the organism in Eukaryota, Metazoa, Arthropoda, Insecta, Blattodea, Termopsidae.